UCCCGAAUAUGAUUGUAGCUCGACGGCCUAUACUACGGAUAGGCGAUGCGGUAAGAUGGACAGCGCAGCGAACUGGCCAAGGCACGCCGAAGCCAUGGACAUGCCCGCAUUGUACCUGCAGAGCCCCCGCAAGCAGAAACGGCCGAAGCACUGGAGCUCGCAUCAAUGCCGGAACGGAUUGGAGACGACCAUUUUCGAACACAGUACGAUUACGGCAGGAUGAGAAGAAGGCAGCUCCGUCAAAGUCGGACACAAUAUCAAUACCGCCAUCACAACCCUCACAAGCAGAAGAUGCUACGCCAGACUCCAUACCAUCAAGUCCUCAACCGGCCAUCGUUCAACCCUCGAAGACACCAGCUGAGAAAUCAGACUCCCUGCCUUCGGUCUCGGAAUCGAAACGUUCUCCAUUCUCCAGACGAACCUCGAAAAUUCUCGACGAACUCCUCGUCAAAGCCUCUGAAGCCUCAAAAUACAUCAACGCCCACACAGGCACAGACUACUCAGGCAUAGAAGCUUUGCGCCAGGAAAUUGUGCAACAGGAAGAAAAGGUAAGGACAUACUAUGUCCGUGUGGAAGAAAAGCGAAACGCACAUUCCGAAGCACAUCGGAAACAAUCCGCAGCGCAAAGAGAAAUUGUCGCCUUACUGGAACGAAAGAGUAGUUGGACUCCAGGGGAUUUGGAGAGGUAUAUGUCCCUAGUGAGGAGCGAGCAUUUAAAUGAACAGGAUGUCAUGAAUGCGAAAGAGGAUUUGAGUACUGCGGAGAAGGAGUUGGAGGAUAGUAGGUUAUUACUAGAGAGACUUCGGGGAAAGCAGUACCACGAAGAGCAGAUCUGGAGUGAUACGAUUAGGAGAAAUGGCACCUGGAUCACAUUCGGGCUGAUGGGUGUGAAUAUUCUUCUGUUGCUCGCGCAGAUUGCCAUUUUUGAGCCUUAUCGUAGGAAGAAGAUUACGAGGAAUGUUGAGGCUGGUGUGGAAGCUAGAGUUGAGGCUUUACUUGAUAGAAAGCUUGGUGGACUUUCUGUGAAACCCGAGACGGAGAGGCAGAUCGAUCAGGUCGUGGUUUCGAAAGAAGUGGUGCCGGAGGAAUCGCAGCAACCAUUGAACGCUAUCCUACCUGCGACCGGCAAUGAUGCAGCGGGCAACCCACCGAUUGCUGCCGCGGAAAUUUUACCCCCAGAGGCUUCGAAAUUUGCUGGCGCUGUACCAGAGGCGCCCUCGAAGCAGGAAAUUGAGCCUCCGAAACAGUAUAUCACGGAUGCAGCACGAGAAGUCGUGAAAGGAUCCUGGGAGUCCUACGAUGAAUAUCUCCGGGAUCUCUGGAGUGAGCGCAUCGUCCAGAUGCGUAAGGUCGAUGUGACCAAUACUGCUCUGCAAGGCGCAGCCACUGGUGUUGCGAUCAUGGGCAUACUCUUCAUCCUCUUCCGGCCACAGUAAGGAUUGCCUCGAGCAGCGCUGCUGAGCCUCGACCCAUUUUGCCGAUGGUCUGGUGGGCAAAAUGUAUAUAAAAUCCUGAAAGCAUCAGAAACUCGACCAGGGCAGAGCUCAUUGAAACUCUCCAAAUUCUCCGUCGUCAAAUCCCAACUCUUGAGCCGUCUUGCCAUGCGUAUCAGCAGGCGUCGCAAAGGCAUCUACCUUUCCUGCUGCUGCAGCGGGUGGUGGCGGCGGCGCAAUAGAAAACAACGCAGCACCAUCAUUCUCUUGCUGUCCACCAUUUGCUUCUUCCACUUGCUUCCCUUGCCCCCUCCUCCCAAUGUUAACAUGAAUC
Molecule: messenger RNA, 1767 nt
Organism: Pseudocercospora fijiensis CIRAD86
Lineage: Eukaryota; Fungi; Ascomycota; Dothideomycetes; Mycosphaerellales; Mycosphaerellaceae
Exons: 1
Coding region: 9-1436 (475 amino acids)
Biological process (GO): inner mitochondrial membrane organization
Cellular component (GO): mitochondrial inner membrane
Source: RefSeq, a predicted model, not a curated record